UAUGUGUCUCUUAACAGUUUGCAUCUCAUGAAGAGCAUUUUGAAUAAGCAACAUUUGUACUUAUUUUAUUUACGGCUUUUGAUGUUUCAUUUCUACCAAAAUCAAUUUGAUUUUGCAAAAUUCGAAUAAAAAUGCAUCAUCUAAAGCGAGAAACCGAAGCUGGUCACUGGUAUAUCAACGAGUUGGGCGCGCGAGUGGUAGCGGAGUCAGGACGACCUGAAGACCGCUUCCAUCUCGGCAAGCUGCUGCUGACGAGCCUCAGAGAUGACCCAGACUUGAUCUCACAGAUUGAUGGAGGUACGGGCGAGUCCGAAACGUGCGGUUCAGUUCUGGAGCGUAGCGUGCGGUGCGCCAACGCAUUUAGGAAGUUAGGCUUGGGAUGCGGUGACGUCAUUGUGCUAAUGGCGCCCAACUACUUGGAUAUCGCUAUCCCCUGCUAUGCUGGUCUUUAUACUGGCGUGGCUGCCGCUCCUAUCGAUAAAUUUAUGGAAAUGAAGGACCUAAAACACAUGUUGGAUAAGGAUAAGCCUAAAAUUGUAUUUUGUCAAAGCAAAAGAGCUAAAGAUGUAAGAGAAGCUCUUGACAGCUGCAAUUUAGCAAGCAGCAUUGUUAUUUUCGAUGAGGAUGGUGACAAAGUAAAUAACACGAUUUACUUUAAGGACUUUUUGACAAAAUAUAAUGAUGAAACAACUGUGGAAAAUUUCAAAGCAACAGAUUUUAACCCUGAGGAUGCAACAGCAGUUCUUAUAUCAACCAGCGGAUCCACAGGUCUCCCUAAGCAGAAUAUAAUAACACAUAAGAACGUUGUUAUUAGUGCGUCUUCGUGGUGGCCACUCGAAAACAAAUUUCCCGCGCCGACCAGAAUUCAUCUAGUGGUGUCUCCUUUGCAAUGGCUUACAGCAAUGAUACAGUGCCAUCUCUCUGUCCUCUUCAAGUAUACACGACUGCAGUCUUCUCACGAUAUGGACUACGCUCAUGUUUGUCAUCUUAUAAAUACUUACAGACCAACUUCUACAAUUAACAGUCCGGUAUUUCUAGCCAAUCUGCUAAGAUAUGGAGCCCAGAAAUGUGAUUUCACUAGUUUUCAAACAGUAUACGUUGGAGGCAGUGCUGUGUCUCCUGACCUUAUAGAUGAAUUUAAGAGUCUGGCUCCAAAGGCGAACAUAUGGGACAUAUAUGGUACAACCGAGAUAAGCGGGCUGGGAUUCGUCCCCAACGCGACCCCUCUCGCCAGAGGCCCUAAUGCAUGUCAAGGCAAGCAAGCUCGUCAUCUGGAGUAUAGGUUAAUAGACAUAGACAAUAACGAAGAUAUUGUAGAACCAAAUGUGCGGGGAGAGUUGUUGUUGAAAGGACCAAGCGUAUUCAAGGGAUAUUACAAGAACGAAGAAGAGACGAAACUAAUGAUGACAGAAGACGGCUGGUACAAGACUGGAGAUAUAUUCUACAGAGAUGAGCACUGGAACUUCUACUUCGUGGCGCGCAUCAAAUUUCUUCUGAAGUACAAGACAUAUCGAAUGUCUCCUGUGGAGAUUGAGAACGUCAUAAACCAACACCCAGGAGUACAGUACGUGGUGGUGACUGGGAUACCGGAUACUUACUGCGGAGAUCUUCUCGCCGCUUGCGUCGUUCGUCGCCCUGGAUCUACUGUCACUGCGCAGGAAAUCAAGGAUCUUGUUAUAAACAAACUACCAGACUCAAGGCAGCUGAGAGGAGGUGUCGUGUUUGUAGACAAAAUGCCACUGACUGCCACCACCAAAGUUAAUUUGAUGAAAGUGAAGGAAUUAGUCAUCAAUGCGGAACGAGAAUAGAAAAUUUAUGCAUUGCAAUAAUUAAUAAAAACACUGUUGUUAUCAUA
Pectinophora gossypiella (pink bollworm) is the source of this 1855-nucleotide messenger RNA. Its product is annotated as luciferin 4-monooxygenase-like. Lineage: Eukaryota; Metazoa; Arthropoda; Insecta; Lepidoptera; Gelechiidae. The record is from RefSeq and is a predicted model, not a curated record. Gene Ontology annotation, molecular function: long-chain fatty acid-CoA ligase activity. Gene Ontology annotation, biological process: long-chain fatty acid metabolic process; fatty-acyl-CoA biosynthetic process. Bases 132 to 1808 code for a protein of 558 amino acids. The transcript is spliced from 11 exons.